AUGCCGGCAAUCAAUCCCUCUCAACGCCAAACUGCCGUCGUAGCAGCUGGUCUAGGAGCUUAUGCUAUCGCUCACGAUCAUCCGAUCCCGUCUAUUUCCCCCGACCAAAUCAUCAUUCGCACUGCGGCCGUGGCUAUCAAUCCCGUCGAUGUCAAUACCGUGGACAAUUUCGCCUACACGGACACCGCGGCAGGCUUCGACCUGGCUGGAAUAGUCAUAGCAAUCGGGUCAGCUGUGGACUUGGCAGUUCAACUUCGCGAAGGUGACCGGGUCUGUGCCGCGGUGCAGGGAAUGAACCCUCUGCGGCCCACCGACGGGGCCUUUGCGCAGUACGUCGCCGCAGACGCCGACCUGGUGAUGAAAGUCCCCUCCGACAUGCCCCUGGAGGAGGCUGCCAGCCUUCCAGUUGGGGUGGGCACCAUCGGACUAGCCUUGCGAUCGCUGGGACUAGACACAGCCGGACAGAAACCCGCGGUCGUGUUGGUGUAUGGUGCCAGUAGCGCCUCGGGCACCCUCGCUUUACAGAUGCUACGCCACGCCGGUCAUCAUGCCAUCGCAACCUGUUCGCCCGCUAACUUCAACCUGGUGAAAGAGAAAGGGGCGGAGGCGGUCUUCGACUACCGAUCGCCGACCUGCGUGGCCGACAUUCGCGGUCACACGCGCAACAGCUUGCGCUACGUGCUGGAUUGUAUCUCGGAGACCAGCUCCAUGGAAUUCUGCUACGCCACCAUUGGCCGCGCCGGCGGUCUGUAUACGUCUCUCGCGGUCUGUUCUUCGCGGGUCAAGGCCACGCGUCCGACUGUCAAGGCCGACUGGGUCUUUCAUCCAGCUCUGUUUGGGCGCGAGGUGGCGUGGCCUAAUCCAUACAACCGAGUCGCUGACCCCAACAUGCGUGAGACUGCUCGGGAGUUGUAUGGGGAGGCUCAGUUGUUGCUGGACCAGGGGCUGUUACGCCCCCAUCCGAUUGAGGUGCAGGAGGGGGGAUUUCCGGCCAUUCUGGACGCUAUUCAACGCGUGCGGCAGAAGGAUGUGUCAGGGGUGAAACUAGUGUGUGCCAUUCCCCACCAGGAGUGA
Molecule: messenger RNA, 1074 nt
Organism: Aspergillus ibericus CBS 121593
Lineage: Eukaryota; Fungi; Ascomycota; Eurotiomycetes; Eurotiales; Aspergillaceae
Product: zinc-binding alcohol dehydrogenase family protein
Exons: 1
Coding region: 1-1074 (357 amino acids)
Molecular function (GO): oxidoreductase activity, acting on NAD(P)H
Source: RefSeq, a predicted model, not a curated record